Messenger RNA from Miscanthus lutarioriparius, 1827 nucleotides. The record is from the annotation of a GenBank genome assembly. Lineage: Eukaryota; Viridiplantae; Streptophyta; Magnoliopsida; Poales; Poaceae.
AUGGCGCUCCAACGUGCUGAUCCCACGCCGUUCGUGCCACCUGGAAUGCAGUGGGAGGAUGUCCCUAACAGAGUCCGGAUGAUCAGAGCAGUGGCACAGUCCCGUCCCCUGGCUAGGAACGAGAACCUGGCCAUCGUAACAAUCAAUCCACUCCUGGGUAAUCCUCUUGACUUCACUGUAGUAAGGGAGGUGCUUAGAGAGUAUUUGGUUGAUCAAGAGCGUGUCAACAUCAGAGAUAUCCAACCUACUCAGCUGGGCCAGGCUCUAGUUCGUUUUGCCUAUGAUGCUGAUAGAGAUGCCUUUGUUCUGGAUAGCCCACACCCUUUUGGAGAUGUCAACAUCUCUUUUGCUAGGCACAAUCAAGGUAGAAACUGGAGAAGAGUGUAUUUCAAUAGGGAAGUACGUUUGCUGCUAUUGGGUUUCCAUGCUGAUUAUUGUGAGGAUGAAUAUGUAGAGGAUGUCAUUGGUCCCUUUGGUAGAGUCAUCAGUUGGACUGGGGUCUCAGCUCGUCUGGCUAGAAUCAUUGUCAAAGCCAGAGUAACUGAUCUGGAGUCCAUCCCGCAGUUCAUAGCCUUCGCCGACUCACCAAGGUUUGAAGGGGAAUCAUGGACAAUCCAAUGUGAAAUCAUACAACAUGAGAUGUUGGGUGUAGGACCAACUGACGAGGAUCAGAUUCCAGUGCAGCAGUAUAUUCAGGGUGUACAGCAGUUUGACUUCUUUGGCCUUGGCCAACAGAUAGAAGCGCCAAAUCACAAUCACCAGCUGCCAGGCAUCAAUGAUGCAGCACCUGAUCAGCAAGAACAACAGGAACAGGAGAAUGCCUGGCCCCAAUGGCCUGAGGAGAUUGCACCCAUACAAGUACCUGUUCAGCCUGUUUUCCCCCAGGAGAUCAAUCUGAAUGUGGCCCCUCCAGUGCUGGCCCAAGAUUUGAAUGAAGCACCAAUGAAUGAAGACCUGCAAGAAGUUCUAAUUCACCCUGGGCCAAUGGAAGCACAGCAGCAGGCUGAGAUAGAGGACGUGAGCUCUGGGCAAGGGGAGGCUGAAAAUGUUGGAGAUGAGCUGAUGGAUGACCUAGAGCAAGUGCAAGCAAAUCCUGAACAGGGGGAACCUGAAAAUAUUGGCCUGGUGAGAAUUGUGCCCACUUUCAUCCCUUUUGAGCCAGCCCCUAUCAUCAAGAAUGCAACCAGUGAUCCCAUUCCUAGCCUGCUGCAGCCUAUCCUUGUAAUCAGUAAGACAGUCAACAAUGAUGCCAAUGGGAAUUGUGCAGAAAUGACCUCCGUCGAGAUGCCAAAGAAGUGGGCUGAUUUCUUUAAGGUUUUCUUAAGCUCCCCAUCAAACUUUGCUUGGGCAAAGAAAUUGCUGCAAACACAGUUUCCUGAGACUUUAUACCAGCCAUGGAAUGCCACAAAACUCACCCUGCCAUUUGAACCUAUCAAACAACUGAUGGGACAAUGUGGUAAACUCAGCACCCUUGACAGCUCGGUAGUGCCAGUAGAAACACUGAUCCUAGAAGAUGAAGAAGAAUACAACCUGUCACCACAGAGCAAAAAAAGAGCAAGGAAACCCAAGACUCAGUCACCAGUUGUGGACUCUGAAGUAAGGAGGAGCAGCAGAGUAAGGGAAAAAUUCAAUGGUUUCAAGCCAAGUGGCUGCAAGCUUGCAAACUGCCUGGGGUGUAAUCUGGAACCACCAACUCUCUCACUGGACACACUGCAGAACAUUGGCACCAAGAUGUGCCAGCUAAGCUCAGAAGAAGUUAAAGAAGCUACUCUAAGCAGGAAGAAGAAGCCCAAGCCCAUUUCAAAGAAGAAGGGGGAAAAGCACUAG